UCACAUUUUCCCUCCCUCCCUCCCACUAUUCCCCCAAAUCACAUUUCAUCCUCCAUUAAUACCCACAAAAUCCAAGCUCCUAAUAAAAAAAAAAACCUCUCCAGACUUCAGAAUGGCUCCAUUCCAUCCCCUCUUCCUCGCCAUCAUCAUCCUCUCCAACGUUGUCGUUUCGCACCAGCAAGACUACGCCGCCGUCAUCCCCGCCCUCAACUCCGCCGAGCAGGAAGCCACGUACCGGGUCCUCGACUCCAUCAACUCCGGCAUCCCCUGGCGCUCCGUCUUCCCCGGCGACCUCUGCUCCUCCGCCCCACACGGCGUCGUUUGCAGCUACUUCUCCGAAGUAAACUCCUCCGACGACGAAACCGUCCACGUCACCGAGCUCAGCUUCGGCUACGUCUCCGACUACACCCCGAACCCGCCCUGCGCCGCGGACGCCGUCCUCAGCCCCCUCCUCUUCACGUCGUUCCCGUUCCUCCGUAAGCUCUUCUUCUACAAUUGCUUCAACCACUCUCCCGUUUCCUUCCCGGACAUCGCAGUGGGCCCCACCGACACGCUAGAAGAGCUUGUCUUCAUCGACAACCCGUCGUUCGUCGGCUCCUUAAGCGGCGUCCUCCGUAAUUUCACGAGCUUACGGAGGGUAGUUCUGACCGGGAACAGAGUGUACGGAAGAAUCCCGGAUAUUGUCGGCGACUUGGUCAACUUAGAAGAGUUAACUCUCUCGAGAAACCAGCUAAGCGGUGAAAUACCAUUGAGUUUGGCGAGAUUAAAGAACCUAAAAGUUCUUGAUCUUAGCCAUAAUUUCUUAUCGGGAAAAGUUCCUCCAUCAAUGGGCAUUAAUCAGUCGGAGCUUCUGAAGCUGGACUUGAGCUCCAAUGGGCUCUCCGGCAGAAUCCCGGAGAGUUUCGGAGCGUUUAAGAAGCUCCAGUUUUUGGACUUGAGCUUCAACAGUUUUGGGAGCUUCGGAGUUCCUAUGUUCUUGUCGGACAUGACCAAACUCAGAGAGGUCUACUUGAGCGGUAACUACCUCGGAGGUCAGAUUCCAGACGUGUGGGAAAAUCUCGGAAAUGUCGUUCGAGUUGGGUUUUCAGACAUGGGUUUGGAAGGCAAUAUUCCUGCUUCAAUGGGAGCGUAUUUGAAAAACUUAAGCUAUUUGGGGCUCGACAAUAACAAGCUUGAAGGAACAGUACCAAAAGAGUUUGGGCUUUUGAAGUUUGUGGGUGAAAUCAAUCUGGAAAACAACAGCUUGAGCGGUAGAGUUUCUUUUCCCGGUUCAAACUUAACUUCAAGAAUUGGUCAAACUCUCAAAUUGGAAGGAAACCCAGGACUUUGUGUUGAUGAUGAGGAUGUUUUGUGGUCUGCCAAGAAUAGUAGUAAUGGGAGUUUUGGUCAAUUGAAGUUGUGUAAGAAAGAAGGACAGAAACCCAACCCGGUCCCACUUGAGGGAAGCUUAUCUACAGCUCAGGCUUUUCCUAAUUCUGGGUUUGUGAUUUUGGGGUUGUUGAUUUUGCUUUUGUUUGCUUAAUUUUCUAGGAUUAGAGUUCGACAUUUUUUUUUUUGUUUUGGUUGUGGAUUAGGAUGUUA
Messenger RNA from Morus notabilis, 1581 nucleotides. Its product is annotated as protein TOO MANY MOUTHS. NCBI's taxonomy places the organism in Eukaryota, Viridiplantae, Streptophyta, Magnoliopsida, Rosales, Moraceae. The record is from RefSeq and is a predicted model, not a curated record. The coding region runs from base 113 to 1522 and encodes 469 amino acids. The transcript has a single exon. Gene Ontology annotation, molecular function: protein binding.